AUGCAGCAAGCUUGUCCACAGUGCAUCCUGGAGCGGAGUGUGUGGUUCAAGGGGUCGCCCUGCGCUCCCAAGCCGCGCAGGCGCUCGGCGAGGCCCUCCUUGCGCUGCCAGAGGGUCAGCUACCCGCAGGCAGUUUCCUCCGCGCCUGUCGAGGUUGGCACCGUGCCUGAGAAGGCGGACAAGGGUUUCUGGCGACGAAAAAGGGCCCAGGUCCCGAAAAGCACGGAUGAAGUCCAGCACGAUGCCGAGGCGCGGCAGCUGCAGGCGGAGCCCGUGAAAGCGAGCAAGCUGCCCUCCCAGUUCCCCGGCAGCCAUUUGGUGGCGCGCCUGCGCGGCCAGGCCCCCCUCACCGACCCCGUGGCGGCCGACACGCUGGAGGGUGGGGGCAUGCGCGGCUGCGUCUCCGGCGGCGCGCUCCAGGCGCUCAACGAGCUGGGCCUGGCCCCGCUCUUCGACGUGGUCUACGGCUCCAGCGCCGGCGCCAUCAACGCCACCUACUUCCUCUCCGGCCAGCGCGACGGCGUGACCAUCUACCACGACCACAUCGCGCACGAGGGGUUUGUCUCGCUCAAGCGCCUCUGGCGCGGCCAGGCCGCCGCGCCCGUGCUCAACCUGCCCUACCUCAUCGACCACGUUAUGGAGGGCGUGCUGCCGCUGGACUGGGACGCGGUGCUGGCCUCGCGCCUGCCCCUCAAGGUCGUGGCCUCCAGCCUGGACAGCCUGAAGCCCAUCGUCCUGGACGGCUUCGAUUCCAAGGAGGACCUGAAGACCUGCCUCAAGGCCAGCGCCAACAUCCCGGAGAUCGCGGGCGGGCCCAUCACCCACAGGGGCCACCGACUGGUGGACGCGGCGGUGUUCGAGGCCAUUCCCUUCCGCAGCGCCAUCGCAGACGGCUGCACGCACGCGCUGGUGCUCUGCACGCGCCCCAGACCCCGGCCGCGCACCGGACCCAUGGACGGCGCGCUGGAGGGCGCGCUGGAGGCGGCGGUCAAGCGCGCCGUGCUCUCCCCGGACUACAUGGUCCCCGCCUGGAAGGCCGAGUACGCGGCCAUCCUGGCCGACGGCUGCACCGCCGACGAGCAGCUGGCGGGAGCGCUGGACGGCGACGACGCGGCCGGGGGGCCACCGGCCGGUAGACCCUGGUUCGCGGGCGCGCACGUCUACCCCGUCUACCCGGGCCCCGCCGCCGCCUUCUCCCCGCUCUGCACCGACGCCGACACGCUGCGCGCCGGCGUGGCCGAGGGGCGCGCCGCCGUGCUGCGCACGCUGGCGCCGCUGCUGGGCGACGCGCUGGGCCUGUGCGGCGAGGGGGACGACGCUGCGGCCCUCCUGGCCAACAACAUCGCGGCGGGGGGCGUGCGGGGGCUGGACGCCCUCGCGACCCUGUGA
Molecule: messenger RNA, 1389 nt
Organism: Auxenochlorella protothecoides
Lineage: Eukaryota; Viridiplantae; Chlorophyta; Trebouxiophyceae; Chlorellales; Chlorellaceae
Exons: 4
Coding region: 1-1389 (462 amino acids)
Biological process (GO): lipid homeostasis; triglyceride catabolic process
Cellular component (GO): membrane; cytoplasm; lipid droplet
Molecular function (GO): triacylglycerol lipase activity
Source: RefSeq, a predicted model, not a curated record